AUGGUCCUCGCUAAUAACCCGGAGCGAGCGAAGCCCGAGGACGAGAGGGAGGAGAUCGCCCAGAAGUAUAAGCAUGGGGAUUCGGUGUUUCCGGUCGCCGCGGUGGAGAGUGGUUCCGGUUCCGGUGGUGGGCAGGACGAGGAGGAUCGCAGGUUGUUGGAGGAGGUGAGGGAGUUGAGUUUGAGGGAUGCGAGACGGACGGCGAGGGAGUCGAGGAGUCGCUCUGGGAGGGCGGAGAGUGUCGAUGCGGAUGCGAGGUCUAGACGACGGAGGGAGGAGGAGAGAGCCGCGAGAAGACAGCAACAGCGUGCACUACGACCGGAGGAAGCGUCGCGCCGGACGAGGCAGAUCGAGCAUCAGAGUAGUUUGCGGUCGCUGUUGAGUUUGUCGGACACCGAGACCAUGGAGGAGGAGAUCCUGCGCCAGAUUCUGGAGGAGGGCUUGCUCGAAGAUAUUGAUUUGGAUAACUUGGGGCCGCGCCAGGAAGAGGAGCUGAGUGAGCGGAUCGCCGACGCUUAUCGACGGAGACAUCGCUUGCGGUCGCGAUCGCGGCAGAGACAAGAGGGUGGUGAUACAACGUCGCAGGCUUCGACGCGGCCUCGCGCGAGAUCGCAGUCCGUGCAGAGACCUCCUCCGUCCGGUUCUACGUCUACGACGUCGCCUCGUGAAUCUCCGAGAAACCCGCCGGUGUCGAGGCCGUAUCUGUUGGAUCCGCUGGUUUCGCGAUCGGGGCAGUCGGGCCAUCAGAGACGGCUGUCGGAUCAGGGGAGCAGUCGGCGAAGGACGUCGCCAGUCCCUGUCAACCCGGCGUCGUCGUCGGAGGUCUCCUUGAGACCGGCUGCGAGGUCGUCGAGUGAUAUGGUUGCUGAGCGCCCUCGCAAUUCCUAUUCCGAGCGAGCUAGAGCGUCGGAUUCUACGGCUCCGCGGUCACGGCGUGCGACUGCAUCUGAGCAAAGCGUUCCGAAUAUAUGGGUGGUUGGGGCGAAUGACCGGGAGCUGCGACGACAGCGGCCGGGUCGACAGUCGAUCGACAUUCCUGCGUCAGCUACCUCGCCUCUACAGAACGUGCAAAACAAUCCGAGUCCAAGGCGUCCGGAGCCUAUCAUCACGAACCCGUCGACGACGAGUUCGUUGGCUGCCGAAGUGAACAGCCCCGCUAGGCAGGAUGCGCGAUCACGGCCGUCGUCUUCUCGAUCUACUGCCUCGCAAAUGACAGCGUCCUAUGUCGAGCCGUCUAUUUCAUGUGAGCGCUGCGGAAAGGCAAAUAUUCAAUACGACUUGCAUAAGAAGUGUCUCCAGUGCAAAGACGGCGGUUAUCAUCUGUGUCUACGAUGCUAUCGCUUAGGCCGUGGCUGCUUGGACUGGGCCGGGUUUGGCUCGUCUGCUAAGGCAAACUACGAACGAAUCUGCGCCGUCUCGAAUGGCGGGCCUACGCCACCGGCUGAGUCUCAGCAUGUCUUGCUAUCUUGCAAGUACAAACGGCCGGUGGAAGGUUUUCGGCGCGCACGAGACGGGAGGGAGGUUACCAGCGACGACCCAGCGCGGAGACUGCAGACGGGGCUUUUCUGCGAGAUCUGCCACUCUCCAGCCAAUGACUGCUUCUGGAAAUGCAACGACUGCAACGAAGGCGACUGGGGAUUCUGCAAUCGAUGUGUCAACCAAGGAAAAUGCUGCACGCAUGCACUGUUGCCGAUCUGCCGCGUAGCCGCUGACGGUCGCUCCGACCUGCCGACACCAUCACCGGUUCCCAGCGAAGUACGCACCGGCUCGUCAACUCCUCCCACGGCACCCGGGGACCGUGAAAUGUUCAAGAUCCUUAGCUUCUCGACCAACUGCGACAUCUGCACCCAUCCGAUUCCUCCGUCGGUCCUCCGAUUCCACUGUUUACAAUGCAACAAUGGCGACUACGACAUUUGCGCCAACUGCUAUCUCAAACUCGUGGCGACCGGGAAGAUUCGCAAGGAGAACGGGCACAAUGGCUGGCGACGCUGUUUGAAGGGUCAUCGGAUGGUUGUCAUCGGGUUUGAAGAUCGCGAGGAGGGCCAACAACGAGUUAUUGUGCGCGACUUGGUUGGCGGCCGCGCAUUGAAGGACGAACAUGUCCAGAACUCAUCGUCUGCGUCGGCCUCGCCCGUUGCCGGAGGCACCCCGUCUGGCGAGACUCCCUCGGGCGAUUGGAGCUGGAAGGAAGGCGCCGAGCGACGCAAAAAGGCCUCGCGUGUACGCACCCCAUGGGCGAACCUCGAGCGCGACCGGAACGGAGCUUACCAUAGCGCCUCGGAGCCGUCGACUCCUAUCACAGCCAGCUCAAAUCCCUCGACUCGUCGGUUCCCCCCAAAUGGCGGCGUGGGCGUCAUUCUUCAUGCUCUGUGGUCUUGGUACCCGGAGGACGGGGUGCAAGACGAGUUGAUGUUUCCGCGGGGAGCGGAGAUCACUGAGGCCGAGAAUAUCAAUGACGAUUGGUACUGGGGAUGCUAUGCUGGUUCGACGGGCUUGUUUCCCGGGGCGCAUGUUUUUGUGGUGGGAGAGAUUGUUUAG
Messenger RNA from Aspergillus melleus, 2538 nucleotides. Its product is annotated as SH3 domain protein. The coding region runs from base 1 to 2538 and encodes 845 amino acids. The record is from RefSeq and is a predicted model, not a curated record. Gene Ontology annotation, molecular function: zinc ion binding; protein binding. The transcript has a single exon. Lineage: Eukaryota; Fungi; Ascomycota; Eurotiomycetes; Eurotiales; Aspergillaceae.